AUGGACGAGACCGACGAGCAACAGCCUCUCCUCCGCGGCCAAAGCGACCCGACCCAGCAGCAGGGCGCGGACGAGGUCAGCACAUACACCAGGCGAAGGAGAAAGUGCCAAGACCUGCUCGUCUCCAAACAGAAGCAUUACCUGGUGCUGGCGCUGGUGGCCCUCGACGUCUCUUGCCUGCUCGCCGACAUCUUCAUCACGCUGAUCGACUGCGACAGCAGAAUCAAGAACGACGCCUGGGUCCCAGGUGUCCAUAAGGGCCUGGAGGAAGCCGGCCUUGUCUUCUCGUGUCUCUUCUUGGCUGAGCUGAUAGCGAGCCUGUGGGCCUUUGGUCUCGAGUUUCUGCGUUCCUGGUUCCACAUCUUUGAUGCUAUAGUCAUUGUCGCCAGUUUUCUCAUCGAUGUACUGACUCACGGCGUUCUUGAGGAGGUCGCAUCUCUUAUCAUCAUCCUGCGUCUAUGGCGCUUUGUGAAGAUUAUCGAGGAGUUGUCUGUUGGGGCUUCGGAGCAGAUGGAAGACCUCGAGAUGAGGAUCGAACGUCUUGAGGAGGAAAAUGCCAGUCUAAGGGACAAGCUGAAAGAACGUGCACCGACGGAUGGGGAUGGGGAUGAGGGUGAGGGUGAGGGUGAGGCCGCAUCAUGA
Diaporthe amygdali is the source of this 642-nucleotide messenger RNA. RefSeq names its product hydrogen voltage-gated channel 1. Bases 1 to 642 code for a protein of 213 amino acids. Gene Ontology annotation, cellular component: plasma membrane. The record is from RefSeq and is a predicted model, not a curated record. Gene Ontology annotation, molecular function: voltage-gated proton channel activity. The transcript has 3 exons. Gene Ontology annotation, biological process: proton transmembrane transport. NCBI's taxonomy places the organism in Eukaryota, Fungi, Ascomycota, Sordariomycetes, Diaporthales, Diaporthaceae.